Conger conger (European conger) is the source of this 6073-nucleotide messenger RNA. RefSeq lists its product as uncharacterized. The record is from RefSeq and is a predicted model, not a curated record. Bases 350 to 4783 code for a protein of 1477 amino acids. Gene Ontology annotation, biological process: negative regulation of DNA-templated transcription. The transcript is spliced from 8 exons. Lineage: Eukaryota; Metazoa; Chordata; Actinopteri; Anguilliformes; Congridae.
CGUUGUCAAGGCAGCGGCAGAAAGAAAGGCUGGCUCGCGGAAAGUAGCUGCAGUGUCCUGACUGUACAUAUGUCCAAACGUUUACAAACUGUCCCGGAAAGUUAGAUGUAACUACACAGGCCUUUCUAUUUCUUACCAGCUUCAGAAAGCUUAAAGAUAAGUGACAAUGCACAACAAGAGUACAGUGUGAGAACAGAAGAAGAAAAAUGGCCCCGGAUGUCAUUGUACAAAUUCACCCCAGGAUGGCCAUAAUUUGUUGCCUAGAAACUCAUCAGACAAGACAUAAGGAGAAAAGGAUGGGAGAAGAGUCGAUUCUCGACAAUUGCUGAAGUCCAGGAGGAUUACCCAAAUGGACAGAAUGCAGAACUCAAGCAGCUCGCGCUACCGCCCUGCCUCAGAGUUUGACGAAGCCACACUUGCCCGUAAGAGGGAAUACUGGAGGAUUAAGAAGCGGGAGCAGAGGGCCAAGCUAUCAGUGCUCAAGAAAGAAAGGCUAAAAGAAGUGAACACUGCGGUCUGCAAGUCGAGACCUUCUGCUGGACAAUUGCCAGGAACUAAGAAUGGGCAUAUGGCUGUGGCCCUCGGGGUGCCUGGCCCCACUUUGCUAAAAAGUGAUGGGACUUACGAGGCGGGUCUAUAUCAUAAUCCCUCCCACAAUUUUGAGAACAUUUCUAACCAAGGUGAAACGGAGGGGAAUGCUGGCCCCACUGUUGGUCAGAUUUGUGCUUCCCAAGAAGGACAGCCAAUCUCGGCAAGCCAAAAGGACAGGUGGUUUCAGAAGAUAAAACUCAACAAUGUCUUGCCCCAGUUUCCCACAGCAUCUUCAGACUCCAGGAACAGCCUAAGUAAUGCUGGCCGGAAGGCAGUUGGUUGCUCGUCCAUAGGUGCUGUAAGUGGAAAUUUUUCUCCCACUAAAUUGAACGGGGCACGAGCAGACAGCUUCUCACAAGUGCCUGCUAUUAAAAUAAAAGUGCAGCAAACUGGUUUGGCACACUGUGAAGAUCAGAAUGAGAAGCCAGUGCUCAAUGGCAGUUCCUCCACAAUAUCGCCUCAACAUAAUCUUGCACCCCAGACAGGAAUUUACCUUCAGGAUUAUCCUUCAGGAAUUAGGGUACCUGUACAGAGCCCAGGACCAGGAAAUAAUGCAACUAUGUCAGAUGUUCCCAGUUUUACCCAAAUUGAUAUGCUCGAAAGCACGAUAAAAAAAGAGGUGGUUGAUUUGUUACCAGAAAUAGGCAGUCCAACAACACUUAACUCCAACAACCAAACAGUUUUUCCCAAAGGUGAAGAACUGAACGAGAAGGAAGUUGUGGAUAGUGUUGCUGCUGCAGUUGAACCUGUAGCAGCUCAGCAGGCUUCAAAAGCUACCGCCUGCCAUCAGAGGCUUCAGGAUGGUGCUGAACGCUGGGGUCCAGUCAGAUCCAGAAUGCAGAGACAGAAGUUUCUAGAAAGUCAAAGGAUAAUCAGUCAGAGGAAUGUUAGGAGGGCCUUCUCACCAGCUGUGGCCUUAAGCACCAAAAAUGCCCAGAGAAACAGUAUGGAGGAGACCGAUGAGGACAGGAUGGCUAGAAAGCGGGAGUAUUGGCGCAUCAAGAAACGUGAGCAGCGAGCGAAGCUCUCUGGUGAGGUGAAGGCAAAGAUGAAAGAGAGGGAUUCCUUGUUGCGUAGAGUAAAAAGAUAUCAGUGCAUUCUUGAUGAGAUGCGCAGGGCAAGGAUGGCAGCCCCCAAGUCACAGCAAAGUGUAAAUAUACCUCCUAGUGACAGUGAGACCAUUGGGGGUUUUAUAAAAGAGGAUGGCACCAUGACGAGCAACAUUCCACAAGCUUCAGCAAACUAUAGGUUAUCAGAGCAGGAAACACUCGCUGAAAGUCACACAUUUUCCAAAAACCUGCUCCCAGUCUCUAAUUACUGUAGUGGCAACUCAGUCUUGAGAAAGCCAGUGGAGAUUACUGCUCCACCUCCCUUGAAGUGUGCUACACAAAUGAAAGGCACCAGCUAUCCUAAUGCUAUGACAUCCCUAAACCCUCCACGCUUAGUUUCAAAUAGAGCCAGACCUGCAUCUAACACCAUUCCAAAAAACCUCCAGAAUACUCAUACGACUAUGCCCCAAACAAGCAACUUUCUCAGGCGACCACAUAACCUCCAAAACACUUAUCCAGGACUCACUUUACUCAAGCAUAGGCAAGUUGUAGGAAAACAGCCAGCCACUCCUCUUGCGCCCGGCGGACUUGCACUCAAGAGAGUUCCCACAGGUUCAAGUUGUCCAACAACGGUACCCAAAUGGCACUUGGUGCCAGAACUAAGUGAAGAAGAGAGGAUGGCCAAGAAGCGAGAGUACUGGAGGAUAAAGAAGCGGGAGCAGAGAGCCAAGCGCUCUGCCCGAGCAAGGCAAACUUUAUUUCAGUCUAAGUACAGCUCAGUGAUACAGAGGCAACAAAGUCAAAGGAUUCUCUCGGCUCGCCGCACAGCAAGUCUCAACUCCCUUCGGAGCAUUUCCACUAACCGACCCUCGAGCAGCACUCUACCGUCAAAGCCUGUCAUACCGACAUCUAUCCCGGAUAAACAAGCAAACAUAAAACAAGAGGAGGAACCUGGUCCCACAGAAGAUGUGUGUGGUGGUCAGGAUCCACCAGACAUCAAACCCUGCCUUUCACCUCCCCCAGAGCAGCCGGUGGAGCAGGAUCCAUCUACAGGUAUGGACAGCCAGGCUACCACGCUUCUGGCUGUGGCUUCCAUGAAGAAGCUGUUGGAGGAAUCACUGAGCUCUGUAGCUGACAGCAAUGUUCUGCCAUCCUGUAAACGUGAGCAGGUUAGUUCUGAAGAAGACGUGGCCCAGGUGGAGGUUAAGCCAAGCCUUCCAUCCCUCUCACAAGCAGCGGAGGGGUCUGAAAUCCCGCAAGAGAAGCAUCACAGUGCCCUGGGCUCUACCCCUCAAUCCGCUGUGCUCCAUGCCGGUGAAGAACAGUCUCGAUCCUGUCUGAAGCCAUCUCAAGUACCUUCCACGAGCCAGGCCCCAUCCUGCCAGUCACUGGCCUCCAGUCAGGCAGGGUCCCCCUCCUCAAAUGUAAAACAUUCCCAUACACCCCUGAGCAGUCCGUCAUCCACUCAUGCCCCCAUUUGCAGGCAAGCAACCUCUUCCGACCAGCCCUUCCAACUCCGUAGAGUCCAGAGACUGCGCGAAAAGAGAAUUGGCCAGCAUUGCUGCUCCCCGGUGCCUCCCAGAAAAGCGGUAAAUUCCCCCUCUCAACCAGACGAGGAUGUCCUUCGGAAAAAGAGAGAAUACUGGAAGAUUGCGAAGAGAGAGCAGCGGGCAAAGAAAGCAACACAGGAGAGGGAGAUGAGGAAGCUGGUGCUGCAGGGGAAACAACCGAUACAAAGACUCUCUCAGGGUGCACCAAUCUGCACGGUCAAAAUCCACAAACCAGAGCUGAGGAACGUGGGCCACAACAGUCCUCCAACACUCCACACAACAAAUUCUCCUCCCCUUGCACUGUCCUCUGCUACUGGGAGCCUUACAAGCCUGGAGGCUGUCACCACCCUCCCUAUACGUAAGGUUUUUACCCCUGUGAAAUCCAUCCCCCUCCGUUGCCCCAAUGCCUUUAAGAACAAAUCCCCAGCAAAAGAUCCUCCCGGCAAGUCAUCCAGUCUGCCAGUGGCCGACAGCCACGCAUCUCUCAUUUGCAGUACCCUGCCAUACCCAGCAGGUGGCAACAGCAGAGGUAUAGUCCAGUCCGGUGGUGCAGGGAGUGCAGGCCAACUGCUGUUGGUGGGAAGUCAGCAGAACCGAGCCUCCAAUCCCGAUGCGCCCCAGGUCAAACGGUGGCAGAUGCAGGUGCAGGGGAGUACAGACGCUCCUUCCAGUCAGUCAAGUUUGACAAAAAAGCUACCCCCCACCUCAGCACUCCAGGUUGGAGGGACACUGGCACAGGGUGGUGCGGGGAUGCUCACGGGACGGCCGCAAACCUACACUCCCCCGUCCUGUAAUGUCCUGCUCCGUGUCGGACAGGAGGAUGCCCGGAAACCCCCUGACCCGUCCAAACCGAAAACAGUGGAGGAGCUGGAUGAAGACCUCCGAAAGAAAAGGGAGUACUGGAGAGUGAAGAAGAAGGAGCAAAGGGCCAGGAAGGCGGCACGGGAGAGGGAGCUGAAGAGGCAGGGGACAACCGGGAGCUCUCGAGCCAUCCUCCCCGUCAAGGAGCUUCCCGAAAGCCUGGACACGCAGGGACAGGUCUCCGAUCCGUCGCCAAGCAAGGCAUCGGAGAACCCCCAGUUACUACCCAGCACCUCCUCUGAGUACAAUGACCAAGCUCAGCUAGGUCUAACUGCAGCUGGGAAAGAUGAGCUGGACCUGGGUAUAGAAGCUGUUGAGGAGGACGAGGGAGGGGAGGAAGGCCACGAGGACACGCCCUGUUCGGAGGCCUCCUGGAGGACUCGGUUCCUGAUGGACUUUGACCCGCUGAACCAGCUGCUGGUGUGCAUGGUGUGCGGGGAGAUGCAGCACUCGCACAGCGUGGCCGGGGUCAGAGGUCACAUCGAGGAGGCUCACCCGGACACGCUGGCCCUGGAGGCCCGGGAGCGGCAGCGCAUCCUGGAGGCCUGGGAUGAGCAGGUGUUCCUGCGUGAGAGCUUCUUCAGCAACCAGCUGCAGCAGCACAGCGCCGCGCUCUCAGGGGACAGUCUGGAGGGCCCAGCUGAGGUGGAGGUCAUGGUGGAUCUGGAGGAAUCCCCAGCUGUGACCAAUCAGAGUAAAGCAUCGAAGGCGAAGAGCGGCAAGAAAGCGUGAAGUCCCAGCAGAUGUUGACAUUUGAGCAGUAACAUUAACAGACAUGAAGGCCCUGAUGCAAAGCCGACGCAAAGCACAGGUUUGGCUGCUCACAUUGGAUGUGGCCCAUUUCUUGGUUGCUAAGAGGUGUCCUACAUACUCUUUUUGAAGUUUUCCUAUUUAUUUUUUACAGAAGAACUUUUACUGUCACUUUCAAGUGAACAUUGGGAAUAUGAAACCAAAAUGAUUUUGUUUUUAAGCUCAUCAGCACUGGGAUGUGGAUGCAGUCUGUACAGAAGUUGUUUUUGUAAAAUAAACCAAACCUGGAUCUUCUCAUGUUUUUUGCUCUCCAAUCUCCCAGACUAUGAAUUUGUUAUUUUCUGUGCGAAUGCUUUUCUUCCAGGUAAAAGUGGCAAUGCAUGUGAUGUGUAUGCAUUUUAACCAGCCUUUUGAACUUAGCAGUGCUCAGAAUCUCUUUAAACGUUGAUGAAGAACUCUGCCGAGAGGAUAUGAGAUGCCUCUCUUAAAUGGCAGUUUCAGUUCAGGUUCUCUGCAAGAAAUGAGUAAUUGUUCCAAAUUUAAAACUGAGAGAGUGUGACUGGAUGGCCACUGUGUUUACAGUCAUCACAUAUUCAGCUCAAUGUCGGAGCUGAUUUUUCAAAUGCCUUCAUUCCCAUUUCUUGAGCUGUGUAUAUCUUUAUACUGUUCUUUUUAACUAUACUGUACUGUGCUGUUAUUUCACAUCAUCAGUCCAUUAAAUCAGCCCAGAGUGAACAGGGAACACACUGGAUUCCAUACCCUUUUUAAAAAAGAACCGUGCGUCUGCACCGUUGGUGACAUAGCGGUUGUGUCAUUGCUAGGGCUGCCACUCGGUUUUAGGUGAACGUCCAUCUGACUUCAUUCGUUGUGGGUUAAUCUGAACCCACCGUAAUCCUCUUUAACGUACGGAUGUGUAAAGACACUGUGCUCCAGUUUUUUUGUACCCUGCAGUCACAGCUGCUGGUGAUUAGGACUGCCGAGAUCAUCAUUAUUAGUGUUGCUCUUUCCUGCGCUGAUCGUACCGCAUCACGGUCCCCAUUAAAUACAGCCCUAUCAAUUAGACCAGUUGCGUGAGAAAUUGAGAAAUGAAGAAAUAGAGAAAGAGGAGUGAAGAGUUUUCUGAAAUAGGCAACACAGUCUAAGCCCUGCGAUGUCCAUAUUCCCAACACAGCUAACAGUGUGACCAGCACCUGGGUUGUGUGUGCUGUAUAGCUUCUGUGUCUUCCGCUAUAAUGCCUGUCACCCCCAGUACAUGGGCUCAUUUUACAGCUG